Messenger RNA from Bursaphelenchus okinawaensis, 3664 nucleotides. NCBI's taxonomy places the organism in Eukaryota, Metazoa, Nematoda, Chromadorea, Rhabditida, Aphelenchoididae. The record is from the annotation of a GenBank genome assembly.
AUGUACGUUAAGGUAAUAUCGACGUUUGCAUCUGUUGUCAUUCUAGUUUUUGCAUCUUUAUCACCAUUUCUAGGAUUAAAGAAGAAGUCUACAGAGUAAGUUAACUCGACUCUUGAUUCUUACUGAUUUUAGGUAUUUAAAUUCAUCACUUGCAUCUAUAUUUAACUGCUUUGCUUGUGGUAUAUUCUUGUCAACAUGUUUCCUGGGGUUGUUUCCGCAUCUUCAGAUGAACGAAGCGACGAUAAAGAAGAAUCUGAAUAUAUCGACUACAGUAGAAUCCCAUUCUGCCCAACAGAUAUUACUGGACACUAACUUAGUGGUGCUGGCUGGCUUUCUACUGAUAGUUAUACUAGAGCAGAUAACGGGAACAUGUACUUCGGGACAAAAUAAGUCUACCAACGACGCCAUGAUAUCAAUGUCUAAAAAAAGAACAGAGCAGAGCUCUUCUAAUCGACAAGAUAGUCAGCCUUUGGUCGAUUUGACGGAUUCCGAUUCUGACAACGAUGAUUUUGGGAGAAUCGAGUUCAGGUCGGUGGAGAAUGAGGAUCAGGAAUGUCAUGGAGGACAUUCGCAUAAUAUUUCGCUGUCGAACAAGUCACCACUACACGUGUUUCUGUUGAUAUUCGCUUUGUCCAUUCACUCCAUUUUUGAAGGAAUUGCCCUGGGGGCACAGGUGGGUAAUUAUGACUUCUUAGUAUUGUAACUUUGAUUUCUGAAAAUUUUUUGUAUAGGGCUAGAACUAAACAUUUGUUUACAGCAAUCUGAUGAUGCUUUUGUCAAGUUUUUGAUAUCGGUAAUGCUACACGAAGUGCUAUGUUCAUUUGCUUUUGGGGUUAAAUUAGCCCAACAAAGCGUAUCGCGGAGUUUUGGGUUGGUGUUGAUUAUUUACUUGUCUGUAUCAAUACCUAUUGGAAUGGUUUUGAUGGAAUGUGUAAGUACCUUCUUAAUGAAUAUAAUCAUUACUUUUUUAAAUCAUUGUACAUAUACAAAUCAUAAAAUUUAAUAUUAAACCGCCUUGUUUAGAUAUCAUUGUUCGAUUCUACUACGUCUGCCAUAAUGAAGUUUGUAUUGGAGGGUUUUGCUGCAGGUAUCUUCAUCUACGUGGCCUGCAUUGAGAUGCUGGCACCUGAACUCGAGGAUCAUAAGAUUGGCCUUAAGAAGGCCCUUUCUCUGUUCACUGGAUCUUUUGUUUUCUUUGUUUUUAAUUAUCUUUUACAAUAGUUUUUACGGGUUCGUCAUUAACUUUGGUCUCACGCUUACUAACAUUCGACAUUAUAUACUAAACUUGGUGUAACAUAAAUAUAUAGAUGUGUGAUAUACAUAAACAUGGUACUAGUCGCUACGAAUAAAUAUGGUACUAAGCUAGUAAAUUAUUGUGCCAGUUUAAUGAUUCAAAAUAAAUAAAUCACCUUAUUGUUGUGGCUGGGCGGUCUUUAAACAAGUUGUUGUGUGUUGAUGACAUUCGAUAUCUCGGUAUAUAGCAUUAGCACAAAAUAAUAUCCUUUUCAAAGUUUAAUGACAAUAAGUCUUUGUUCUAUUUACCUUCAAUUUAUAAUUUGAAAAUUUACCUUGACAUAACUGUUGCAAAAUGUCACGAUUGAUUUUGGAAAACCAAUUUUUUAAAUGAUUUUUUAUUAAAGGACCAGUCCGGAUAACUUCUUUUGUCGCAAAGAUUUUUUCGUUUUGGCUGUUGAACUUUUUCGCGCCAAACAUGAGCGGGUACACUGGAUAAAUGAUUUCCUUUAUUCCAAAUCGACUCGCUCACGUUUUGCGUCAAAAAAGUUCGCGCUUCCCUGAUUGCCUGAUCUGUUGCAGAAAAGCCUGACAAAAGACUUAUCCAAACUGGUCCUUUAAUAUUUUGUAUUCAGUAAUCCUUUAUCAGCUUUGAAUACAAGUUUCAUGGAAUUGUCAGAAGAAGUCAUCAGAUGGAACGAUUUGUCUUUUUUUACAGGAAUUUAUAAGGAUAUUGGGUAAGUUGUGUUUAAGUGAUUUCUUUUAAGCAAGAUCAUAACAUUUUUAGUGGAACACCACGAUGUGAGUUUUAUGAAGUUAAUUCUUCGUUUGGGAUGAAGUCUCAGAAGGCAGCAUCAAAAAAGAACAAACGGUUAUCUCCACAUGACUUCAUAAACAAGGUAACCAUCAUUGUUGGUGUUAAAACUGUCAUUUCUAGGAAUGUGAUUAUCUAUUAGAGACGUGCUCUAAGUAUCUUAACGAGCCGGAAGAGUAUGACUACUGUGGGAAUCAGAAGGCGGUGGAGAUGGUAAUGAAUGAGCCCAUAUUUUCUUCAUGUACAACCUCAACAUGCAGUUUAGGGUAUCAUGAGCUUCAAAACAAAGAGUAAGUGUUAAUCAUGGGUAAUAAAAUCAUAUAUUGACCUAUCAGUUCAGCUAUGUCAACUCGUAUAUCUCAGUUUAGUUAUAUCACUUUGAGGUGAUAGUGACGUAAUUCAAACGUAUGUUAUGACCGAAUUAGCAGAUUGUUUCACUGAAGAUUACAUUUUGUUUUCAGAGUAUUAAAACACGGAAGAGAAGAAGCUGAGAUGAAUAGCAAUACGGCUGAUAAAACAAUAUUGGUAACGUGCAAUGGGAGACAAUACUACGUGCCAGCACAAUCUCGGUUUAUCAUAAGUGAUGUGGCUGUGUGUCGUCAUUUACUAUAUCGUAAGCAUACUUUUUAUUACUUAAUUGUUUUUUGUAGUAGUACUGUAGUAGUAUUUGUAGUUUUCUUUUUACUUUUUGUAUGUAUUUAUUUUGAUACCUAAUUAAAGAAUUGAGUACAAUAACUUGAAGUUAAUACUUUUAGGUAACGAGGUGUUCGAUUGUAUUGUAAUGGACCCAGCAUGGCCAAACAAGGCGGUUAGACGACAGAAAACGUAAGAAUAUGAUAUUCACCAUGAUGACAAACGUGUUUAGGUAUAUUGAAACGAACUUCGAUGUUAUCAAUAACAUCCCCAUCAACGGACUGCUGGCUGAUGAUGGAAUUGUUAUGAUUUGGGUCACAAAUGCGCUCAGCGUGCGCGAUUGGACGGCUGAGUUUCUGCAAAACUGGGGUCUGGUUCAAUGUGGGGAGGUGUUUUGGGUGAAGGUGAGAUUGUAGUUGGUUGCCGUAGCAAUAGUUAAUUACGUAAGAAGGUGUCAUACAAUUUCGUACGAGAUACGAAAGCGAAACAGUACAUUUUUGGAAAAGGAAAUUAGUUUUUUUUUGUAGUUUGGUUGAAAAGUAUAAAUCGAAAUUAUGCUAAUAUUUUCAUUUUUACCGAAAUCGUUUUGUAUUAUCCUUUCUAAGCACUUUUCGACAAAAAAAUUGUUUUAGUAAAAUACUGUGGAGCUAUUUUAUAGCAACAAUUCUUCAGACUACAAAGAAUGGGGCUCCAACUACACCAUUCAACCGGCUGCACAAAAUGCCAUACGAAAAAGUAAUCAUGGCGGCCAGAGAUGACCAUGCUAUAGAGCACCGUAAAAUACUGUCGUCUCAAGUUAUUAUAUCAGUACCUCACAUCAGUCCGUCCAGAAAACCUCCAGUAGCUCAUAUUCUGAAGGAAUGGCUCAAGUGGACUAAAGGACUGGAAUUGUUUGGUCGUUACCUACUGCCAGACUUUCUGACCGUCGGCGAUCAAGUCUUGAAGUUUCAGGAUGGAUAUUAUUUUGAAGUGCAGGAUAAAUAA